Messenger RNA from Neopsephotus bourkii (Bourke's parrot), 1299 nucleotides. RefSeq names its product Sin3A associated protein 30 (gene SAP30). Lineage: Eukaryota; Metazoa; Chordata; Aves; Psittaciformes; Psittacidae. The record is from RefSeq and is a predicted model, not a curated record. Gene Ontology annotation, cellular component: histone deacetylase complex. The coding region runs from base 338 to 994 and encodes 218 amino acids. The transcript is spliced from 4 exons. Gene Ontology annotation, biological process: regulation of DNA-templated transcription. Gene Ontology annotation, molecular function: protein binding; transcription coregulator activity.
GGUUGCUGUUGUUACAUAGGAAACAGCUGAAGAGUCUCCACAUGACAGAGGGGGAAGGAGGAAGUGGGGCGACCCGUGGGGCGCCGCUGCCGCUCCGGUAGCUGCGGGGCUCGGGCAACGCAGCCGACGGGGAGAGCCCUUCCCGCGACGUGCGGGCUGGCCGCCCUCGGGCGAGGGUUUGCAACCCGGUGCCGCCGCUGAGAGGAGGCGGGCGAGCGGGUAGAGAGCGGGAGAGCUCUUCCCCGGGCCGCGGCAUCUCGCCGGGGAAGUUCGGUGCUGGGCGGCAUCCUGCCUCUUUCCCUUGGGCUUCCCGCCGGCUGCGGCGGUGGCGCCGGGCAUGAACGGCUUCGCCCCCGAGGAGGUGACCCAGCGCGGGGCGGACCCUGCCGCAGCCGCCGCCGCGGUGGUGGGCAAUGCGGGUUCCGCAGUUGAGGUGCCACCGCCGCCAGCGCCGCCGGGGCUGGGUCCGGCUGUAGCCGCCGCCGCGGGCUUGGGCGCAGGGGGUGCGGGCGGCCCCGGGGCAGGGCAGCUGUGCUGCCUGCGGGAGGAGGGGGAGCGGUGCGGCCGCGCCGCCGGCAACGCCAGCUUCAGCAAGCGGAUCCAGAAGAGCAUCUCGCAGAAGAAGGUGAAGAUUGAGCUGGACAAGAGCGCAAGACAUCUGUAUAUUUGUGACUUCCACAAAAACUUAAUUCAGAGUGUGAGAAAUAGAAGAAAGAGGAAAGGCAGCGAUGAUGACGGUGACUCACCCGUGCAAGACAUCGACACUCCAGAGGUUGAUUUAUAUCAGUUACAAGUAAACACACUUCGAAGGUACAAAAGACACUUCAAGCUACAGACCAGACCAGGACUUAACAAAGCGCAGCUUGUUGAAAUAAUUGGCUGCCACUUUAGGACAAUUCCAGUGAAUGAAAAGGACACCUUAACAUAUUUCAUCUACUCGGUGAAGAAUGAAAAGAACAAGCCAGAUCUAAAGAUGGAUAGUGGGGUUCAUUAGAUGGAAAAGGUUGGGACUGAGACUCAGGCUACAAAUCAAAAGACUGAGGUUUGGUUGAUCCGCAGAAGCUUUCUUUGUAACUUUUUUGUCCCCGGAGACUUUGUCUCUGUUUUAUUUUUCAUAACCUUGCUGAUUUGUUUGAAAACUAUCUCUUAUGAAACAAAUUUCCUCAGCAAAAGUAUUUUAAAUAAAUAUCACUGAUACUGUUGCUCAAGUGGGUGUGUCUGUAACUUACUGAGUUACUUGUACCUAAUAGUUAAGCUUUGACUAACUAUGUAAUAAUAUUAAAAUAUUUUUCAAUUAAA